AUGAUCUGUGCAUUGCGUGCUGCUAAGCAGGACUCUUCAUUCAUUGGGCCAUUCGAGGGCGUCUCUAUCUUCCACGACUGGUUCACGACCGCGUUUGGUCCAACCCAGGAUGUUCAAGAUGCAUCACCACACCCACACCGCUCCUUUCUCCCCGACAAUGUUCCCAUUGUGCUUACACACGCUGAUUUACACCCCAGCAAUAUCAUUGUGUCCUAUUGUUACAACCCUCAGAUAAUUGCAAUCAUCAAUUGGCAUCACUCGGGAUGGUAUCCGGAUUAUUGGGAGUAUUGCAAAGCUUGGUGGACUUCGCGGAUUGGCCAAGAAUGGGAAUCGAAAUUUCUGCCUCUAGUACUGGACCGUCGAGAUUUCUUUGACUACUGGGAUUAUUCCGUUCUAGCUCGUGGAGUUUGA
Periconia digitata is the source of this 411-nucleotide messenger RNA. The record is from the annotation of a GenBank genome assembly. Lineage: Eukaryota; Fungi; Ascomycota; Dothideomycetes; Pleosporales; Periconiaceae.